GGGUUUAAUCUGACUAACUCCGCCCCUGGCAGCUCCUCCAGCUGAUAGCCUGUGUGCUGCAUGUUUGGGAUUGUUGUGAUGAAAGGCCGCAGCCAUCUUGGAUCCGCGCCGCUCCACAGCGAGCAGCGGGGGGAGAGGACGGACGGACGGACGACGUUAACUGUAGAGCCAGUUAGCUAACGUUAGCUGCUCGGCCAGAUUAACCACAAUCUGUUUCCCUGUGCGACGCGACUAUGUUUCACUUUUGUUUUUUUUCUCCGUUAGCUGCCGUUUUGAAUGCAUAAGAAAUGGGUGUAAACUGUGUAAAGCGUUUAACGUUAUAAGUCUAAAGAGGGCGGCGGCGGCGGCGGUGCAGAUCCUCGGUAUAUUUUUUAAAUUUCUGGAUAGAGGAGUUACUAUGAAUGGAGGAUAAAUGUUGCCUAAGGCUGACAGCAGCAGUUUCGUCCUCUUCUCUCUUCUCUUCGUCCUCACGUUAACGGACCCACCCCGGACAGGUCCGCGGCUAGCUCUGGCAAGAUUAUUGUCAGAGCAGCGCUGCAGCCCUGGGCAGUUUGCCUGCCGCAGUGGAAAGAUGCAAUGUAUCCCAAUGUCCUGGCAGUGUGACGGCUGGACAGCAUGUGAGGACAAGAGUGACGAGAUGGACUGUCCCCCUAUAAAGGAGGAGAGGUUUCGUUUUGGCAACGGAUAUGACCAGGUAGAAGACGUCAUUGGUGUGGCUCAGCCUGUGCGCUUCAACAAGAAGUGCCCCAGUGGGUGGCACCACUACGAGAAGACGGCCAGCUGUUACAAAGUGUACCUGAGGAACGAGAACUACUGGCAGGCUGUGGAUACCUGUCAGAAAGUCAACGGCUCAUUGGCUACGUUUGUGACCAACGAGGAGCUGCAGUUCAUACUGAAGAUCGAGGUGGACUUUGACGAUAAAGUCUGUGAGCGCAGAGACCAGUGCAAGUUCUGGGUGGGCUACCAGUAUGUGAUCACCAAUCAGAACCACUCUCUGGAGGGCCGCUGGGAGGUCGCAUACAAAGGGUCAAUGCAGGUGUUUCUGCCACCUGAGGGUCUCACCAAUUUUGGGGAGGCGUCUCCCACCCAGGACAAUGUCUUCUGUGCCCAGCUGCAGCGUUUUCAGAUUAAAAGCAUGAAUGAACGAGGCCUGCACAGUUGGCACGCUGAGAACUGCUACAAAAAGUUCCCCUUUCUCUGCAAGAGGAGACAAACAUGUGUGGAUAUAAAAGACAAUGUCGUAAACGAGGGCUACUACUUCACCCCUAAGGGGGAUGAUCCGUGUCUGAGCUGCACGUGUCAUGACGGCGAGCCUGAGAUGUGUGUGGCCGCACUGUGUGAGCGACCGCAGGGCUGCCAGCACUUCCGCAAGGAUCCCAAAGAGUGCUGCAAGUUCACCUGCCUGGACCCAGAUGGAAACAGUCUGUUUGACUCGAUGGCCAGUGGGAUGAGACUGAUCGUCAGCUGUAUCUCAUCCUUCCUCAUCCUCUCUCUGCUGCUCUUCAUGGUGCACAGACUCCGUCAGCGGAGACGUGAACGCAUUGAAACACUAAUUGGAGGAAACUUGCACCACUUUAACCUUGGAAGACGAGUCCCAGGCUUUGACUAUGGCCCGGAUGCCUUUGGCACCGGCCUCACUCCCCUGCAUCUGUCUGAUGAUGGAGAGGGAGGUGCUUUUCAUUUCCAAGAGCCUCCUCCGCCAUACGCAGCCUACAAAUACCCAGACAUCCAGCACCCAGAUGACCCCCCUCCUCCGUAUGAGGCCUCCAUCAACCCAGACAGCCUCCUCUACGUGGACCUCGGACACAGCGGGGUCUCCAUGGUGCCGAGCCAGAUGAACACCAUGGGAGACGGUCUCCAGGCCGAUAUUCCCAACGCUUCUGGUCCCAUGCCAGGCUCGGCGCCGUCCACUCAGGAGAGGGAGGACUCCAUAGAUAGCAGCACCCUCCUGGUGGGGCCUGACACUCCGACAGAUGGCCACACCCCCGCUUCCAUGCCUGCUGACUGCGCCUCCCUCAGCACCGUGGUAUAGGACUGUGGAUGGACAGCAGGGACCUGCACCAGGACAUUACCUGCUAGUGGAGGAAGGUCAUGAGUGCGUUGCUGCACCGGGAGAAGACGCAGCACACUGUUGUGUCAUUUAUCUAAAAUGCUGACUGCAGAGAGGAGAGUUAAAGUUUAUACAGACAUAUCAGAAGGUGGAGCAGCCUGAUUUCUUUGAGGUGUCGCAGUAACGAAUAGAUGCCCUCUUUCUGAAGACUCCUGAGUCCAGCGCUCAGUUGGACUCCUGAGUGCUUUUUUUUUUUUUUGGUGUUUUAAGACACUGGCAUCUGAGGGAGCAGAGGGACUGUUUCUGUACAGAGAAGAAAAACACUACAUUCAGGCUGGGGAAGCUGCACUUUUACUUUUAGCAUUGACUGAGCAAAGUUUUUGAAACAUCUCAGAUUUGGCCUGAUUGGUCGAGAAGCCCUGAUGUAAAUAACCCCCUCAGGUCUGUGCCAGUCCAAUUUGUAAUACUUGUGUGUUUUGGUCCAGCACAAGGCAAAUAAUGACAGACGGACAGUGAAGCCAGCUUUUGUCCCUUGUGCGUUUUUGUUUGCAUCAUACUGUCGUUUAAAUGGACGUAUCUGUAAUGAUCUGUCGGUCUCCAGGCUACAAAUAAUGUUUUCAUCUGUCCCGGCAUGUCCCAGAUCUCGAUUUGUACUUGCUCAUAAAAACCUUCUGUCCCUUCACUUUCUUACUAGUCUGAUCAUGAAGCUGUCUUCCAGGUUUAUAGCGCAUAUUUGCAGCAAAAGAUGUUUUGUAGUUAAGAGGUUUAACCUUGCAAGAAGGUACAGUUAGUUUCCUCCUAUAGGGUUUUUAUUAGAUAAUGCUGACACAAGGCAUUAUGUAUCAACGAAUGUUGUGGUACUGAUAAAUACUGAGUUUGGUAUUGUGUUCUUUUUUGUUGAUAAUUUAUGACUGCAGGCUGUAAUCUCGAAUGUUUUAUUGUGGGAUAGAUGCAGCCCGAACGCCCGACUGAUCAGCGAGCGAAAGCAAUGAAGCUUUUCAAGUGUAUGUGUGAAGAUUAGGGACGAUAUCCCGUCAUUAAAUUUGAAAAAAAUACAUUUAUUUAAAAUCUUGAAUCAUGAAAUCAUGUAAUCAUGCAGAUGGUCCCAGUGUUGUUACUUUAUAACAGGGUAGUUGUGUAUUUGCUAACUGAACCAGUUUAGUGACUCAAAGCUUGCACGCUCAUCCCUCGAUUAAAUCAGGUUUUGUUUGGUUUUUGGUUUUUUUUUUUUUUGUUUUUUUUUUUUGUUUUUUAGGAAAGUUUGUCAGUUGUCACGUUUGGAUGCUGCCCCUCCAUCCCUGAUGUGUGUGUUUGUGCGAUUCUUCAUGCACUACAUCUGUUGUCCCAGUUAUUGAGGUUGUUUUCAGCUACUGAUGAAGAUGAUGUCACUGACUUCAGAUAUGAAUCUUUUCUGUUAUGGUGUUGAUGGGUCUGUUAUUGUUCUUGUUUCUCAGUGGGAUCACAAAAGAAAAAAAAAAUUGUAAUAAAAGAAAAGUUUAAACUGUAUAUUUGGAAUGAGUAAGACCCGUGUUAUGACGACAAUCGUUUCACUCAUGGAUGAAUUUUAUAAGCCUGAGGAAGUCAGUCAGUCGACCCACAACCACCAGCAUUCAAACCGCUUUUGAUCUGCCUCUAGAAAAACAGCUGUAAAUGUGUCUGAAUGACUGUGCACGUGUGCGUCUCAUGUUUGAAUGUACUAUAUGUAUAAAAUAUAAUUUUUUUGUGCUGAAGCUUAUUUUCUCCUUUUUUUUUGGCAUAUUGACAAUCCACAGUGGAUUAUCCAACAAACAAAAUCUUAUAAAUUGUAGAAAAAGUAAUGUGCAUGUGUGUAUAGGAGAUGGUUUACUGGUUUAGAUUUAUUUUUAUUUUAUUUUUUUCAUCAAGUUUGUUUGGUUUUAUUUUUCAACCUGUUUUUUGGACCUGCAGUGCAUGUUUUUAUCUUCUGGCAUGCUGAGAGAUUUGUUUUUUUGUUUGUUUUUGUUUGAUGGAAAGUUUUAGCUCUACAGUGUGUCCUGUACAGUCGGCUCAAAGACUCCUGCAUAUAGUUUAAUAUCUCCAUAUGCAUCGAAAACCUGCCCAUGACUCGACCAGCUGCAUUUACACUGUAGUUUCUGUUCAAGACUAUGGUGGUGUGAGAACUAAUUUUAAUGGAUUUGAAAUGUUUUAUGUAUAAUACAACAAAUGUCUUUUAUUUCAUAGCCAAUUUUACAAAAUGCUUCAUUUGCAGGGGGAGGGGGGGGCUUGUGUUUUUCUGAGGUAGAUGUACAUCUAAUCAAAUGCCAAAUAAAUUGCACCAUGAAGGACGA
Messenger RNA from Seriola aureovittata, 4356 nucleotides. It is a transcript of the gene dgcr2, whose product is annotated as DiGeorge syndrome critical region gene 2. The transcript has 11 exons. Gene Ontology annotation, cellular component: membrane. Gene Ontology annotation, molecular function: protein binding. NCBI's taxonomy places the organism in Eukaryota, Metazoa, Chordata, Actinopteri, Carangiformes, Carangidae. The record is from RefSeq and is a predicted model, not a curated record. Bases 413 to 2032 code for a protein of 539 amino acids.